GCAGGCAAGACACGCGGGAAAGAAUAGAAAGAGUGAACACAUCGAGCGCAGUGCACACGAAGCGGCGAUGCAACAGAUGUUUGCAGGUUAUUAGGUGGGGUAUUUUUGUCCUUUUAUUGGAGAAAAAAAAUCUAGGGGGAAUGGAAUGUGUUAUGGCAGCCUUUUCUGUUAAUAACGCCACUGUCACUAACUCCAUCAUAAUGAACACCAAUGGGCCUCCUGAUCUGAUGCUGGACCCCAGAACUGUAUGUGUAUCUAUCGAUGAGGUGGUAUCCAAUCAUGUGAGAAGUCAACAGACUCCAUUAUUACAUGGGCAUCUCAAGAAAGUGGAGAACAGUCUAACUGAAGCCCAACGUUUUUCCUACCUGCCACGUCGACCAGCAGUUAACAUUGAAUUCAAAGAUGUCUGCUACUCAGUUCCUGAGGGACCAUGGUGGGGAAAGAAAGGUUACAAGACCCUGCUGAAAGGGAUCUCUGGGAAAUUUACCAGCGGCUGCCUGGUGGCCAUCAUGGGUCCCUCAGGAGCUGGGAAAUCUACGCUGAUGAAUAUUCUGUCCGGCUAUAGGGAAACGGGGAUGAAGGGGGAGAUCUUGAUCAAUGGACAGCCUCGUGACCUGCGUUCUUUCAGGAAGGUCUCGUGCUACAUCAUGCAGGACGACAUGCUUCUGCCUCACCUCACAGUACAGGAGGCCAUGAUGGUGUCUGCUAAUCUGAAGCUCCAGGAAAAGGAUGAGGGCAAGAGAGACAUGGUGACGGAGAUCCUUACGGCCCUGGGCCUGCUUGAGUGUGUGAAAACUCGAACGUCACAUCUUUCAGGGGAGAGGAAAAGGCUGGCCAUCGCCCUAGAGCUUGUCAACAACCCUCCCAUCAUGUUCUUUGAUGAGCCCACCAGUGGCCUGGACAGUUCCUCCUGUUUCCAGGUGUUGUCUCUGCUGAAGGCCCUGGCCUAUGGUGGCCGCACCGUUAUCUGCACCAUCCACCAGCCCAGCGCCAAGCUCUUUGAGCUCUUCAACAAGCUGUAUGUCCUUAGCCAGGGCCAGUGUAUCUACAGAGGGAAAGUGCCUAACUUGGUACCUUACCUUAGAGAGCUGGGGCUCAACUGCCCGACAUACCACAAUCCUGCAGACUUUGUGAUGGAGGUGGCGUCUGGGGAGUACGGUGAUCAGACGGCUCUUUUGGUGAAGGCCGUGCAGGAUGGGAAAUGUGAGCACGUCUACAAGACAGACAUGAACGAUGGACCCCUCAACCCCUUCCUGUGGCACAAAUCUUCUGAGGAGGAUUCCCCUUCCGGUGAGGGCUGCCACAGUUUCUCGGCCAGUUGUCUGACUCAGUUCUGCAUCCUGUUCAAAAGGACAUUUCAAUGCAUCAUUAGAGAUACAGUGCUGACUCACCUAAGAAUCACCUCUCACAUUGGGAUUGGGAUUCUGAUUGGCCUGCUCUAUCUGGGCAUCGGCAACGAUGCCAAGAAAGUGCUCAGCAACUCCGGCUUCCUCUUCUUCUCCAUGCUCUUCCUCAUGUUUGCUGCUCUAAUGCCUACUGUUCUGACGUUCCCUUUGGAGAUGGGAGUGUUCCUAAGAGAGCACUUGAACUACUGGUACAGUCUGAAGGCUUACUAUCUGGCCAAGACUAUGGCAGACCUCCCCUUCCAGAUAGUGUUCCCAGUCGCCUACUGCAGCAUCGUCUACUGGAUGACGUCCCAGCCGCCUGACGCUGUACGUUUCAUCCUUUUCUUGGCCCUGGGAGUCCUCACCUCUCUUGUGGCCCAGUCUCUGGGCCUGCUGAUAGGAGCGGCUUCCACCUCGCUACAGGUUGCCACGUUUGUAGGUCCGGUGACUGCCAUACCCGUGCUGCUUUUCUCUGGCUUCUUUGUCAGUUUUGACACAAUUCCGUGGUAUCUUCAGUGGAUGUCAUACCUUUCAUAUGUCAGGUAUGGCUUUGAAGGUGUCAUCCUCUCCAUCUACGGGCUGGACCGGAAGGACCUCCACUGUGACAAGGAUGAAACAUGCCACUUCCAGAAGUCGGAGGCCAUCUUGAAAGAGCUUGAUGUGGAAGAUGCCAAACUGUACCUUGACUUCAUAGUGCUUGGCAUGUUCUUUGUGACCCUCCGUCUCCUCGCGUACUUUGUGCUGCGCUAUAAGAUCAGUGCAGAGAGGUAAACUGGGGAGUGGCGGUAAAGGAGGAGAAAGGCCCAGAUCGCUUGCAAGCUGGAAUUCUGCUUCUAGAAACCUCCAGGCAGUGGCCCAGAAAUACACCAUGCACACUAAACUUUUGGCCAAAGUCUACAGAAUAUACACAACUGUUGUGUGAGGGUGUGCAUGCAGUAUGACUCUACUUAGCUUAGACAAACAAAUAUGGCAGAGAGGAGCUCAGUGCCAUGGAUGAUUCCCAAUAUUACAAGAACGUUCUUGUUUAAAUACCAAAACCAAGGCUCCUGUCACAGUAGGAAUCUAGAUGUAAUCGCCUUGUGCAAGGGAACCAACUGUAAGUAAUGUAAGAGUUUGUUGUUGAUAAGCUCUUGUCUAGUCUGUAGUUUCCAGACUGGUUUAUAUGAUCACUGUGUGAAACCAAUUAAAUGAAAUAGCUUGGUGGAAGGACAAUGGGAAGACAGGGCCACACUUAAACAGGAGCUGGUUUCCUCCAAUGUGUGUUUAUUAUAUAAGACUGCCAGAUCAAAUGGGUCUGUAAUCUGGGACCCUCGGUCAAUACAGGGAAAGGUACAAUAGUGCUUGUUGCUAAUGUGGGAUAAAGCAAUCACAUACAUUCCAAGCAUAUGAGAGACUGUACAGUACCAAUAUAUACUGUCAUUUAUCCUGGGUGAGUUUCCCGAAACAAAUGUGGCAUGUGGCGCUCGACAGCCUAGCCUCUCAGGCGCAAGAGAGUAACUGUGCUUGAACAAACAAAUUAAUAAAAUUAAGCACGUUCUAUGAGUGGCAUCGGUGGGGGUCUGGGUUUUUCAGGGAAAUAAAGUACCACGUUAGCACCCCUGCUCAGAGGCCUGUGGUUGUGAUUAUAGGGCUUGAAUAGUUGAAGGAAGAUAUGGGGGAUAUGAAUUCUGAUGUGACUGUGGCUGGCUUAGUAUUACAAGCCAGAAUCCUAACCUGAGAUCUGAGCAUGUAACACAAACAGAAAGUUAAGUAUUACAUUAUCUCAAGCAUUACCAACACAGCUUAGUUUGAAUGGCAUGGAGGAUUGAUACAAUACUCUUUUAGUCACUCCACAGUCAGUCAUGUAAAAUAGAAUUGAGAAUGAAGAGUAUUUUAUACUAGCUCAUGUUCUGUCACACAAUCAAUUCAUAAAAGACAUGGCAGCCUAGGUUGGGGUUUGUUUUAUCUGUCAACCAUACCAAAGGGAUAUAGUGCUACCGUAUUUCUGUAAGAGACUGGGGGCUCUAUUUUAUCAAACUUAAUGCAAUGAUAAGUCACUAAGGCUAAGACUGUUGGUAGCGCUAUAUGUCCAGAGGUGUUUUUUUGUGCUAUUUUCACUGCAGAAAUUAUGGGUGCAGUAGCUGGCAGUUGUGUGAAAGGGCUGGGAUAAAUUGGGAGGCUUGUCCCCUCACUGGCCAAUCAGAACGUGGUCCAUGGCUAAAUAUGUGGGUGCUUCUAGUUGUGUAUUUACGGUCUUUCAUGUUUCAAGUUGUUAUCAAAGCCAAUUUGAAUGUUAGUCCGCUAUAGCCUAGUUUGCUAAAUAGCCUACAGAAACAAAAUAACAACAUGUAGGCAUAUUCCAUCUUUGCUAAAUACAUUGAACAUGUUUGCAGUCCAUAUUGUUCUAAGUAUUGUUCUACCAUUGCUUCAAUAUGGAAAUACACUACCGCUCAAAAGUUUGGGUCACUUAGAAAUGUCCUUGUUUUUGAAAGAAAAGCUAAUUUUUUGUCCAUUAAAAUAACAUCAAAUUGAUCAGAAAUACAGUGUAGACAUUGUUAAUGUUGUAAAUGACUAUUGUAGCUGGAAACUGCAGAUUUUUUUAUGGAAUAUCUACAUAGACAUAUACAGAGGCCCAUUAUCAGCAACCAUCACUCCUGUGUUCCAAUGGCAUGUUGUGUUAGCUAAUCCCAAGUUUAUAAUUUUAAAAGGCUAAUUGAUCAUUAGAAAACCCUUUUGUAAUUAUGUUAGCACAACUGAAAACUGUUGUAAUAAGCAAUAAAACUGGCCUUCUUUAGACUAGUUGUGUAUCUGGAGCAUCAGCAUUUGUGGGUUCGAUUACAGGCUCAAAAUGGCCAAAAACAAAGACCUUUCUUCUGAAACUUGUCAGUAUAUUCUUGUUCUGAGAAAUUAAGGCUAUUCCAUGAAAGAAAUUGCAAAGAAACUGAAGAUCUUGUACAACACCGUGUACGACACCCUUCACAGAACAGUGCAAACUGGCGCUAACCGAAAUAGAAAGAUGUGUGGGAGGCCCCGGUGCACAACUGAGCAAGUCGGGAUGUAUUUUUUUUUGCAGUACUGUUUAUUCGAGAUGAUAUGAACACUGUGGACAAUGUUCAGUAAGUUGCAACAUUGAAACACAGAAAUAAACAGUUUUCCAUAAACAAGGUCUAAAUCAUUUCUGAUGCACCUCUGGAUGUCAUUUUAUUUGCAGUACUGUUUAUUCGAGAUAAUAUGAACACUUGUGGACAAUUUUCAGCAAGUUGCAACAUUGAAACACAGAAAUAAACACUUUUCCAUGAACAA
Oncorhynchus keta (chum salmon) is the source of this 4667-nucleotide messenger RNA. Its product is annotated as ATP-binding cassette sub-family G member 1-like. Gene Ontology annotation, cellular component: plasma membrane. The record is from RefSeq and is a predicted model, not a curated record. Gene Ontology annotation, molecular function: ATP binding; ATP hydrolysis activity; ABC-type sterol transporter activity. Gene Ontology annotation, biological process: cholesterol homeostasis. NCBI's taxonomy places the organism in Eukaryota, Metazoa, Chordata, Actinopteri, Salmoniformes, Salmonidae.